This is a messenger RNA of Leptopilina boulardi, 3410 nucleotides long. Its product is annotated as angiopoietin-4. The record is from RefSeq and is a predicted model, not a curated record. The coding region runs from base 485 to 2674 and encodes 729 amino acids. Lineage: Eukaryota; Metazoa; Arthropoda; Insecta; Hymenoptera; Figitidae. The transcript is spliced from 11 exons.
CAGACACUUUUCGAGUCGCAGACUCUCCGCACGGAUCCCGCUUUUCACGAGUUCAUGAAAACGCUUUUUCUUAAAUUCACAGUUUCGCGAGUUAUUUUUUUUUUCUCACGUAAUUAUUAUUUAAUCAGUUUCUUUGAAAAAAAAGUUAAAAAAAAAAUUCGAUCGUAAAUAAUACUAAAAAAAACCAAGUGACUUGAUUGAUUACUUUUUAAGUGUAAACUUCGUAUUUGCAUAUAAGGAUUUAUUAUUCAUCGACAUCAGGUGCAAAUAAGGAAUCUUACAGUGUGAACUUUAUAUUGGAAAAGUGCCAGGCGUACUUUGCAAAAAGGAAAGAAAAAAAAGAAAAAAAAACCAGUGAAACAAGAAAAGAUCAAAUUGGUCGAGGAGGAAAGUUUAAAAGUUGUUUUCAUUUGAAAGUGAGCUUCGUGUGUUUCGUGAUAAAAAGUGAUUUAAUUAUUCGGUGAAAAAUUGAGAAAUUCUCACAAUGAGAAGAGCGGUACUUACCGCUUGUUUGCUGAGCUUUGCUCUCGCCGGAAGUCCCAGGUUACCGCGGACUUCUGCCGAUCAGCGCAGCAUUCGAAAUGCACAUGUCAACAAUAAUAAUAUUACUGGGAAUAUUUUGCCACCACCCACACGUGGAUCCCCUCGAAGCAGAGAGCAAUAUCUAUUUAAUGUCUUCGAGGUAAUUGUUUCAACUUUGGAGUCAAAACUUCAGAGGAUUGAAAAUUUGGAUAAAGCAGUGGAACACUUGAUGAGGAGGGUAGAGGCUCUCGAUUCUCGAGUAAAUGACAAUAUUGAUAAAACCGAUGCAGUGAUAACAAAAUUAAGGACACUUGACCUUAAACUAUUUCACACUCAAUCACUUCCAAUCCCGGAAGUGGUCGCAGCAUCCACAAGAAAUGUUGAAAGCAGAAGUGGCACUGAUGAUUCUGAAGUUCCGCUGAUAAGAUUGAUACACAAUGAUGAACCAUCAUCGCCUGAUACAUUGGGUGAAAAAUUAGUUUCACUCGAUCAAAAAGUCUCGGAUAUUGACAAUAAAUUGGUGAUAUUGAAAAAUCAUUUGGACAAUAAUUUUUUGCCCACCGAUGAUAUUAAUGCCGAGGCAAGUGAAAAAAAACCAAUAAGUAUGAAUGUUAUUGAAAUAAUGAAGGCAAUGAGUAACGAGGUCAUGAAUCAUGUUACUAUCGAAAUUGAAAAUCUUCGCCAAACAACUGGCAACAUGGAUCGGAAGCUGCAAUUUCAAAUGAAUCUUGUCUCUGAAAAUCUUGGCGCCGUUUACAAUAUGAUGAAAGAUGUUCAUGAGGCAAUUGUCGAUAAGAAUACACCAUCAACAAUUAAUAUCACCACAACGCAAGCGCCUCCCAAGCAAAGUAAAAUUGACAGACUUGUUGAACAAAUACAUCCAAUGUUAACGGUUUCUGAAAAAAUGGACGAAGUCUGGAAUGUUGUGGUCGGAACAAAGAGUUCAGUGGACCACCUGGUACCAAAAUCAGAUGAGCUUUUGACACAAACACAACGUCAGGAGAGAGCAAUCAGUGAAAUUCACGCUGAUCUGAGAUCAAAAACAAAUAAGAUUAUCCAAAAUCUCGAGGGCGUUGAGAGUAGACUUAAGAAACAGGAGGAUGACGUUGCUACUUUAGCACAACGACCGAUUCCUGCUGAAUUAUUACUUGAUCCCACAAUUGAUCGACUUGUUGAAUACGAUCCAAGCAGGUAUGUUGGAUUGAAUGAAGAGUUCUCAACGGAAAAUCCAACAACUCCGACAACAGUAACGACAUCGACAUCUUCAAUACCAACAGCCUCAUCGACUUCGUCGGUAGCUUCACCAUCAAAUACUCCAUCGGCAACAACACCAAUGACCUCAACGUCCUCAAGUUCUCAAAGAUCAACAACGAGGAAUCGAGGAGUCAUUUUCCCAAGUGUUAAAAAUAAACCCAUUCCUGUCAAUUCUACAUUUACAACCGAUAUUGUUGUUAACAUCAAGGACGUCAAGGGCUAUUCCUGCAUUGACCUUCUUAACGCAGGAAUGAGAGACAGUGGCGUUUAUUAUCUUCAGAUUCGCGGUACCACCUACUGGUUCCUCAAGGUCUUUUGCGAACAGGAAAUUGCUGAUGGUGGCUGGACGAUCAUUCAAAGGAGAGACGAUUACGGUGAGCCCAGAGAAAAUUUCAACAGAGAUUGGGCUGAUUAUAAAAAUGGUUUUGGCGAUCCUGCCCGGGAAUUUUGGUUGGGUAAUGAAAACAUUUACAUGUUGACGAAUAACGAGGACUAUAUGCUACGAGUCGAACUUGAAGAUUUUGAGGGCAACAAGAGGUAUGCUCAAUAUUCUCAUUUCAAGAUCUAUUCAGAGGGAGAAUACUAUAAAUUGGAGAUCGAUGGUUAUGAGGGAAAUGCAGGAGAUUCUCUAAAUGAUCCUUGGUAUGGAUCAAAUAACAGUCCAUUCUCUACUUACAACAGGGAUAAUGAUAGAUCAUCGUUAAAUUGUGCCUCAAUGCUGAAGGGUGGUUGGUGGUGGAAAUCUUGUGGACGCGGACUGAAUGGACUUUAUUUAAAUGAUCCUCAAGACCUCACAGCUCGACAAGGAAUUGUAUGGUUCCGGUGGAGAGGGUGGGAUUAUACGUUAAAGAAGGCCACGAUGAUGAUCAAACCAAAAGGUCCAGUGGCUGCUGCGUAAAAACAACAUCUCAUCAAGAAGAGAGAAUAUUGAGCGCCCUUGUUAGAAUAACAUUCGUAUAUGUAAGUAUGUAAUUGUAAUGGAUGUCGCCUGCGGCCCUUAUUUUUCAAACAAGAGAAAGGAAUUACAAGGUUACAAGCCAAUGAGUUCGCUAACUCUGAAUACUAGUUUGAAGAAAUUGCAGGGUAAUUUGUAAAAGAAACAGGAUUUCUUCUUUGUCAUCAGAUUCUUUCAUUCUUUCUUUUUUUUUUUUUUUUUUUUUGUUCUAUCAUUCCUCCCUGUAUAUGUCUAUUGUUUUUAAGUGAAUGCGUCAUAUUGUAAAAGUGCCUAUCUAUAGAUUUGAUAAGUACAUCAUAUUUUUUUAGGCGACGACGAAUUGUAAUUAUCUAUGCAGAUUUAGUGUAUAACAUUUCUCGCAAUUUAAUCUGCAUUCCGCCAUCUCACAGUAUUUUAAUACCGUAAGGCAUGACUUUGUAGAGUGAAUAAUUUUUUUUUCUUGAAAAAGAUAUGAUUUCCAGAUUUUUAUAUAGGGUCGUGGAACAUCAGCUCUUUAAAUAGAAAUUAUUUUCUUUAUUUUUCAAUAUUUAAAUUGAAAAUUAAAUAACAAUAAUUUUCUUUGAUGGAUUUACUUAAGGAAGUUCUCCCCCUCCAACGUCAGUCAAAUCAAUGCCCAUUUAAGUUUUCAUUUGUAUCACGUAGUACUAGCUCAACGCUUGGCAACGUUGGAUUAUAUUUC